UAUGUCAUAUAUGGGUUCGAGAGAUUAUUUAUAAGCAUGAGAAAACUACGAGAAAUUGCUCUAAAACUAUUUGAAGAGGUCGAACGUGAAAAGCACGAAGAGCGAGAAAACAAUCAGGUGCCCAGCGAUGAAUUACUAUCUGCGUUACGGCUUGUAUUCCCACAGACAUUGCUGCAAGCUUUGGAUUUGAUUGAUCGUCAGUUGGUAACGAGAGUACUUUCUCCUCAAGGCCGAGAAGCAUUCCAAGUUAAAGGCUUGUCUGGACGAAUUUACUUGUGUCUAAUGUCCUCAGAAUAUUGCACAUGCCCAUCAUAUACUUACUAUGUCUUGAUGAAAGAAGAGAUGCUAAUGUGUAAGCAUGUGUUGGCUGUACAUCUUUCUCUUAAACUUGGAACCUCAAUUGUGAAAAAUGUGAGCAAGGAGGACUUUGCCAAUAUCUUAAUGGAAAGUCCCUCAUGAAAUAUUGAUUAACAUUAAGUAAGUAUUGGCAAGAUAUGAUCAUUUGUAUUCAUUGAGAAAGGCCAUUUUUUGGAAGAUAAAUAUUUAUUUAUGUUGCAGUAAUAUGAUAUUAAUACUAUUUUUACAGUCAA
Molecule: messenger RNA, 590 nt
Organism: Xenia sp. Carnegie-2017
Lineage: Eukaryota; Metazoa; Cnidaria; Anthozoa; Malacalcyonacea; Xeniidae
Product: zinc finger SWIM domain-containing protein 7-like
Exons: 6
Coding region: 37-459 (140 amino acids)
Biological process (GO): double-strand break repair via homologous recombination
Cellular component (GO): Shu complex
Molecular function (GO): zinc ion binding
Source: RefSeq, a predicted model, not a curated record